Acipenser ruthenus (sterlet) is the source of this 3267-nucleotide messenger RNA. It is a transcript of the gene tmc6b, whose product is annotated as transmembrane channel-like 6b. NCBI's taxonomy places the organism in Eukaryota, Metazoa, Chordata, Actinopteri, Acipenseriformes, Acipenseridae. The transcript has 21 exons. The coding region runs from base 264 to 2759 and encodes 831 amino acids. Gene Ontology annotation, molecular function: mechanosensitive monoatomic ion channel activity. Gene Ontology annotation, cellular component: plasma membrane. The record is from RefSeq and is a predicted model, not a curated record.
CUGAAACAGAAGCUGCGGUAUUUAUGAACACAGCAUCCUACUGACAUUUCUAUAUAUUGAUGAGUGUGACUUCACAGGGUGAAGGGAGUACGUUGGGACGCCUCUAGACGACUGACAGUAACGGGAAACAUGACAGGAACGAGGCUGGGUUCUGAUUGGGUAAAACUGCCUCUCUGAUACCUCUGCCAUCCAGCAAGACAGCAAGGUCACUCGAAGGUCACAGAACAAGUGUGGCGGACAGACAGACGAACAGAUUGACAGAGAUGGCCUGGAGCGUCAACUUCCACCUUGACCUCCCAGAAGCCGAGGAAGGACAGCAAGCCCUGGACUUCUCUCCACACGAUGAGAACAUCGUCCACGACUCCUUCAAUGAGCUGAUCGAGGAGCAGAGCAACAACCAGGAUGGGUCUGAGGUCUUCGAGAUGGAAGACAUGGCCGGCAGGGGGAGAGAAAACCUAGCCUUCCUGGCAUCUCCACAGCACAGCCGCAGCAACAGGGAAUACUUCUCCCCUAUCACCCUGAGAGUGCUGUCAGCCAUGCCGAGCCGCACCAUCGGCCGCAAUCGCGGAGCAAUCAUCUCACAGUACUACAACCGCACGAUGAAACUGCGACACCAACGAAGCCGGCCCUCCAUCUGGGCCCUGUCCCGCUCCGCCCCGCCCAGUAUCUCUGGAUACCGAGUGGAGACGGACGUGGAGGCAGCAAGGGAGGAAGAAAACCUGUUCCACAACCUGCAGAACCUCUCUGUGAGCGAUAGGGGGCGCAUGCUGAAAACCAUGCCCCUCAGCCUGCAGGAGAAGAAGAAUCUGAGACAUGCCCGCAAUUCGAAGGGGUUUCCCCACUCCAGGAACCAGAUACCCUGCUGCAGUCAGCUCAAGUACUACCUCAUCAUCGGUUUUCGUCACAGCUGGUACAGCUUGCUCUCCUUCCUGUACUCUCUGCAGCUGUGGCACGUGGCCAUGAAGAAGGUGAGCGGGCGCUUCGGCACCGGCGUCCUCUCCUACUUCGUCUUCCUCAAGACGCUGCUGCUCUUCAAUGUCUUCCUCCUCCUCGUCAACGUCUUCUUCCUCGCCGUCCCGCAGGCAGCCCACCCGCCCAGCAACCAGACCCACCGCGCCUCCUUCAAGGGGCUGGAGCUGCUCACCGGGGCUGGCUAUUUCACAGACACAGUCAUGUACUAUGGUUACUACACCAACUCCACUGUGAACGGCUGCGGUCCGGCUCUCAAUGGCUCGGGGUGCGCCAUGGGUCAGAACAGCUUGGACACUAACCCCCGCAUGCCGUACAACAUUCCCCUUGCGUACUUCUUUACCAUCGGGGUCUCCUUCUUCAUCACCUGCAUCAUCCUGGUCUACAGCAUGUCCAAGUCCUUAGGGCAGAGCUAUCGCAUUGACAACCCUCACGGUGACCUCGCCAUGAAGAUGUUCUGUUCCUGGGACUUCAAAGUGAUUAAGAAGAGCUCUGUGAAGCUCCAGUGUGAGAAUAUCUGCACACAAAUGAAGGAGCUGCUGUCUGAGCUGGCACGGGCAUCGAGACAGCAGACUCUACUACAGAGGCUGGCAAAGAUGACGGUGCACUUGCUGGCCUGGGUCAUGUCUCUGGGGAGCACCGUGGGGUGUGCCAUGGGCGUCUACCUCUUCUCCACAUAUAUGCACAAGGACCUGACCAUGAGAGUGUCUCAUAACGAGUCCCUGAUCCACAUGGAGGCGAGCCUGCUGGCCCUGCCGGUUGUGGUGUCCACAGUGAACCUGCUUAUGUCAGGCCUCUUCAACGCGGUCGCGUGGAUGGAACAGUACGAUGCACCCAGCACACAGGCCUACGUCGCCAUCUGCAGGAACUUGCUGCUGAAGAUAUCUGUGCUGGGAGUCCUGUGUUACCACUGGCUAGGAACAACCAUCAUUGGCCAUGUGACUCUGUCAAAACAGGUUAGGCAGAAUGGCUCUACUGGGGGACUGGAGUGCUGGGAGACCUUUGUGGGCCAGGAGCUGUAUCGCUUCUUGCUGAUGGAUUUCAUCUUUACAGUUUUGGACACCAUCUUAGGGGAGUUUGUCUGGAGGUUAUUUUCUCAGAAAGUGCUCAAGAGGAAAAGGAAGCCUGUGUUUGAUAUCGCCAGGAAUGUGCUGGAGCUCAUAUACGGACAGACUCUCGCCUGGCUAGGAGUGCUCUUCUCACCAUUGCUUCCUGCUGUCCAGAUUAUUAAACUGGUUAUUUUAUUUUACAUUAAAAGGACCAGCCUGAUGAUGAACUGCCAGGCUCCCAGCAAGCCUUGGAGAGCCAGUCAGAUGACCACCAUCUUCAUCACCCUCCUGUGCUUCCCAUCAUUCCUAGGGGUGGCUGUGGCUGUCACCUACACCAUUUGGACAAUAAAGCCCUCGGAGGGGUGCGGGCCCUUCAGGACGCUGAACACCAUGUUCGAGUCGGGGAAGAUCUGGGUUCGACAGCUGGAGGAAAUGAAUUCCAAUUUCUCCUGGUUCACCUGGAUUCAUAAGUACCUGGUGGAGAACCCCUUCUUCCUGUUCGCUGCUGCCGGCGUCCUCUUAAUUUUGAUUUAUUUCCACACGCAGGUUGUCGGUGGACAGAGGAAAAUAAUCUCUUUGUUACAAGAGCAAAUCGAUAACGAGGGAGAGGACAAGAAAUUCCUGAUCACUCGCCUGCAGGAUAUUUACGAGAAGGAGCGGCCCGUUUCCGUGAGGUUUAAACAAAGGGAGAGAAGGGAUGACAGUCGGAAGGUAGAUGGACUAAUUGGAAUUAAAAUAUGAAAUCACGCUGGCACCAUGGACUGCACUUUAGCUGCAUGAUAUACUGUAGAAAAUAAAGACGGCUCCACCCAAUCUCGCGUUGAUGCAGCCUUCUCCAGUACCACACUGAUAUGUUUCAUUAGCUAUGAGGUAUAGCAAGAAAUGGACUGCAAUAAGAGGUCACAACCUGUACAGGGCGUGUGACGUUUCUGAGGUCUGGAUCUGAAGAUAAGAAGCCAGGUGUUUUUAAUGGUUUUAAUGGUAUUUCUGUAAAUAAUGGUCUUUUAUAUGUGUUUUAUUGGCAUGUUUAUUAUAACAUUGGAAUUGACUGUGGUGUUUUUUUUGUAAUGCUCAAACUGUGAUAUGUUGUAUACAAAUUUAAAAAAUAUGUGAACACAACCAAUCGGGAGGCUGGGGGGUAUGUAAUUAAUUCAAAUGUAAUUAAUUACCCUGUGUAGGAUUCUUCUAUAGUCCUAACCCUGUUUGACUUUAGGAUGAAAUAAAAACUCAAGUUAUUUAUUUUUUUAAA